This is a messenger RNA of Laetiporus sulphureus 93-53, 1374 nucleotides long. Its product is annotated as biotin synthase. The transcript is spliced from 9 exons. NCBI's taxonomy places the organism in Eukaryota, Fungi, Basidiomycota, Agaricomycetes, Polyporales, Laetiporaceae. Gene Ontology annotation, molecular function: biotin synthase activity; 2 iron, 2 sulfur cluster binding. Gene Ontology annotation, biological process: biotin biosynthetic process. The record is from RefSeq and is a predicted model, not a curated record. The coding region runs from base 435 to 1346 and encodes 303 amino acids. Gene Ontology annotation, cellular component: mitochondrion.
GACAAAUACACGGACGAUGACACGUUCGGCUAGGGCGCACUGCGCAGCCGUCGAGCUACCCCAUUUGCCCCAGACGGUCCGAUCUCUCGUGUUGCGCGCAGCAAUAGCUUUCGCGGCCUGAUCAAUCACAGCGCGGACAAUACCCGCUCUAGGGCCCUGCUCCGCCAACACGACACGUUCUGCGGUGACCCGCGUCUUCUUGUGUGAUGUUUCGCGUUUACUCUUCGUUGCGUCUCCAGAUUCUAUCCCCCACCUGGCGGGGGCUCGCUACACACGCCUCUCAGCCUCACAUCGUAUCUACAGUAGUCCGACACGACUGGACGAAAGCCGAGAUCAAGAGAAUCUAUGAUGGGCCGCUGCUAGACCUUGUCUUCCGAGCCGCCGCUGUGCAUCGGCAGCACCACGAUCCAAAGAAGAUCCAACUAUGCACGCUUAUGAACAUCAAGACUGGUGGUUGCACUGAGGAUUGUUCCUACUGUUCACAGUCAUCGCGUCACCCUACAUCGACAAAGGCCUCACGCCUGGUCGAUAUCGAGCCCGUCUUGGAGGCUGCUCGGAAAGCCAAGGCCAACGGGAGCACGCGAUUCUGCAUGGGUGCUGCAUGGAGAGACCUUGCAGGCCGCAAGCGUGGCUUUGAACGAAUUCUUGAGAUGGUGCGCCAAGUGCGCGGUAUGGGCAUGGAAGUCUGCACGACCCUUGGCAUGCUGUCUCCUGAACAAGCCCGACAACUGAAGGAGGCAGGGUUGACGGCUUACAACCAUAACCUUGACACGUCGCGCGAGUUCUAUCCUGAGGUUAUCACAACGCGUUCUUACGAUGAGCGCCUGGAGACGAUCUCCGCCGUGCGUGAUGCAGGCAUAAGCGUCUGCUCGGGUGGCAUCUUAGGCCUCGGCGAGAGUGAUGGGGACCGUGUGGGGUUAAUUUGGGAAGUUUCAAGCAUGCCUGAGCACCCCGAAUCAUUCCCGGUAAACGCCCUUGUCCCAAUCAAAGGCACGCCGCUCGAGAACAACGAGCCUGUCCCUUACCAGAAUAUCCUUCGUACUAUUGCAACCGCUCGGAUUGUUCUUCCCCAAACUAUUAUUCGGUUAGCCGCGGGACGGCAGACUCUGGACGAUGCAAAGCAAGCGAUGUGUUUCAUGGCGGGAACCAACGCCAUCUUCACGGGAGAGCAGAUGCUCACCACUCCUUGCUCCCCGUGGGAUGAGGACAAGGCCAUGAUGGAACGCUGGGGACUGGAGGGUAUGCACAGCUUCGAGCAGGUGAAUGUGGCGCGGAAGGAGCGUAGUGCUCUGGAAUCGAGCCACGAACUGACGGAGCGUAGUCCUGUGCCCAAUGUGGGCGCAUGAGCACGUUGCUCAGAGUGAUGGCGAAGGA